Molecule: messenger RNA, 6998 nt
Organism: Chelonia mydas (Green sea turtle)
Lineage: Eukaryota; Metazoa; Chordata; Testudines; Cheloniidae
Gene: IRF5
Product: interferon regulatory factor 5
Exons: 10
Coding region: 458-1963 (501 amino acids)
Biological process (GO): regulation of transcription by RNA polymerase II; immune system process
Cellular component (GO): nucleus
Molecular function (GO): protein binding; DNA-binding transcription factor activity, RNA polymerase II-specific; RNA polymerase II cis-regulatory region sequence-specific DNA binding
Source: RefSeq, a predicted model, not a curated record
GCAGGAUACCUAGGGAGAGAGAUUGGCCCAGGUGAGCGGCUCCCCAGGCAGGUGAGGGGCUGGCCCAGGUGAGGGGCUGGCCCGGGCGGCGAGGCGGGGCUGGGCCCUGGGACGCUCCGGCAGGGGGUGCGGCUGAGCGGCGGGGGCGGCGGCCCCGCCAUGCGGAAGUGCUGGGCGGCUGCUGCCGAAGUCAGGAGCCCGGCCCGGCUGACAGCGGCCCGCGGGCAGCGAGGGGAGCAGCCCGGCAGGAGGAUCCAGGAGCCUCCAGGCGCAGGAGACUGAAGUUAGAAAAAACCCCAACCCGAGUUUCAAAUUCCCCUCUCUAACAUCGAAUUCAAAGCCAGACCUCCAUGGGCUUCCAAGAAGUCUUGGGCCGCCUCUUCUCUCUUUCCAUUCUGUGAACCUACCUUAGUCUGCAGGCUAGUGGCCGGCGUGGCCCUGCGGGCCGUGAGUCGCCAUGAACGCGCAUCCCCGUCGCAUCCGCCUGAAGCCCUGGCUCAUCGCCCAAGUGAACAGCAACCAGUACCCAGGCCUGCAGUGGGUGAACCCCGAGCGCAAGCUCUUCUGCAUCCCCUGGCGCCACGCCACCCGGCACGUCCCCACACAGGACGACGAGAACACCGUGUUCAAGGCCUGGGCCAAGGAGACUGGCAAGUACAAUGAAGGUGUAGAUGAGCCGGACCCAGCCAAGUGGAAAGCCAACCUGCGCUGUGCCCUCAACAAGAGCCGUGAGUUCAAGCUGAUCUACGACGGCACCAAGGACACGCCCAUGCAGCCCUACAAGAUCUACGAGGUGUGCGAGGGCCACCAGCCCAACGGAGACUCGCUGGCCGGGGAGGAUCACACCUGCUGCCUGGGCGAGGACGACGAGGAGCUGCAGAAAAUGACAACACUGACGAUAGCAGAUCGCAGCCAGGGCGUGGAGCCGCUCCCCUCCUAUGUGUGGCCGAAGCAGGAAGUCCAGUAUCCCAAUGCCUGCGGGAACGGGUCCUUCCCCCCGCUGGGCACCCAGGAACUCCUCCACCCGGAUGUGUCGGCGCCUCCGCCUCCCACCGCCGGUGCCUUCGCAGCCGGGGAGCUGCCCGCCCAGAACCCCGCCGGGAGCAUGCCGCUGGGGGGGCCGGGCAGCCUGCAGAACCUGCCCCCCGCGGACGUGUCUCUGCAGCCCAUGGAACAGUUCAUCCCCGACCUGCUCAUCAGCCCGCACAUGCUGCCAUUGACCGACCUGGAGAUCAAGUUCCACUACCGCGGCCGGCAGGCCAGCUCCCUGACCAUCAGCAACCCCCACGGGUGCCGGCUGUUCCACAGCAGCCUGGAGCCCACGCACGAGCAGGUGGAGCUCUUCGGGCCCGUCACGCUGGAGCAGGUGCGCUUCCCGAGCACCGAGCACAUCCCCCACGAGAAGCAGCGCUUCUACACCCACCAGCUGCUGGACGUCAUGGACCGGGGCCUCAUCCUGGAGCUGCAGGGCCAGGACAUCUACGCCGUCCGGCUGUGUCAGUGCAAGGUCUUCUGGACGGGGCCCUGCGCCGGCGAGCGGGCCGGCCCCAACCCCAUCGAGCGCGAGAGGAAGAUCAAACUCUUCAGCCUGGAGAGCUUCCUCAACGGGCUCAUCCUGUUCCAGAAGGGGCAGACCAGCACGCCGCCCCCCUUCGAAAUCUUCCUCUGCUUCGGAGAGGAGUGGCCGGACCAGAAGCCGAAGGAGAAGAAACUUAUCACUGUCCAGGUCGUGCCAGUGGCCGCCCGCAUCCUGCUGGAGAUGUUCUCUGGGGAGCUCUCCUGGUCGGCAGACAGCAUCCGCCUGCAGAUCUCCCAUCCGGACCUGAAAGACAAGAUGGUGGAGCAGUUCAAGGAGCUGCAUCAGCUCUGGCAAAACCAGCAGAGCCUGCAGGCCCCCCCGGCCUCGACCCUGGAGCCAGGCCCGGGCCCUUGGGCAAUGCAGGCCAGCAGCAUGCAGCAGUGAGGACGUGGGCACGUCGCAGACACUCACCCGCUUCCCCUCCCUCCUGACGGGCGCCCGUGUGAGCCUAGCCGUGCACGCCAGCCCUGAGGAGGGGGAGACGAGGCAAACUGAUCUCCACUCCGUCAGCGCAGGCUGCCGCCAACCUCCCAGCUACCAGCUGUGGACCCCAAAGGGGCCGGGGGAGGGGGCCCUUCCUGCCUGGGAUGAAUGGAGGCCGGCCCACGCCAUCGCCUGCUGGGAAUACGCUAGGCUGCGGGCCAGGCCCCACCUUGCCAGAGCACUGCAGGGCCAGGCAAUGCCUGCCAUGGAGGAAAGAGACUGGGUUAGACCCACAGCCCUGGGCAUUUAUGGGAACUCUGCCUGGGGGGUGGGCAGCAGGGGCUGGGGCCUGCUGAAAGGACAGGCCCGGCCGUUGGGCCUGAUCCAGCCCGUGGGCACGGCUGAGCCCGAGGCGAUGCUGCAUUCACAGUGUCCGGGAGCUGGCGGCACGGCCCCGGGAGCUGGCCUGGCACAGAGACGCGGCAGGGGACGUGCUCAGCUGUUAAUAAAAGCAACCACUUGCCUGCGUGCGCGUGUGUGUGAGGCUUCUUCUGAGGGGGGCCGGCCCGAUGAGCAUUCAGCAUAGGGAAAAGCACACGCUGAGCCCCCCAGCCCAGAGCUCCUGCGCUCCCCGAAACGCGGCCCCCCCCCGGGGGAGAGGAGCUAGAGCGUAGCAAGCCCAGGCCUAAGGGCCCGCCCGGGGCUUGGCCGCCCGGGACCACAGGCAGCCUUUGACCCGCGGAUUCUCUGCCUGCCUCAGCACCCAGGGCGCGUGUGCAGGCCCGGCCGCUCGCCUGCAGCCGUGUGCGCGUCGGAAACUGACCAAACCGCCCCGGUUCGGGCUCCAGCACGGUGGCUGGGGGCAGGGCCCUGCUGCUCCCCAGCCUAGCCAGGCCACCAGGGAGCCGAAGCCGGGUUAGUUGCAGCCGGGAGCCUGAAGCCUUAAUGACUUGGCAGCUGCCGGGCAGGUUAGCCCCGUCUUUGUAACUGCUGGGCCGUAACCUCCUCAGGAGCGGGGCGCUUCCCCCCGAGUUCGUCACGGCUGCGGCACCGGCUGCCUGACUGAACAAGUGGGGCUGAAAAAGCCCCAGCAGGCAUGGCUGUGUCUACGUUCCCUUCCCCGUGGCUUUGGCCUGGUCAGUUUUACAGAGGCCAAGCAACAGCCCUUCCUUUGAGACAGGCCCCUGCUUGGAUGCUGGGCUCGGCGGGGUUUCCGCCGACCCUGGCUGCGGCCGAGCGCCUGUGGAGACGUUUUAAGCCGUUUGCCUCAGGGUAGAGCAUUGUACAAAGCCCACGUCCCUGCGUACCAAACCCCCAGUGGAGCAGGACACGGGCCGACCAGCCAGCCCGUGCCUGUGUUGGCAGCUAGACAGCAGGGUGCCUGGUACACAAACCUGGGGUCGGACUGUCCCGGCGUCCCCGGGCGAUGCUCUGGGACUGCUCCCGACGAAGCCAGGCAGGACUCUGGGGGAGCCUCCUCUCCGGGAGCAGCCUGUCUGCAGGACACACAGCUCACACAGCUUCCACCUUCCGGGGUCUGACCUCGGAGCAUUCAGCCUCCUCUGCUCUCCAUGCGCCUCCCCCAGCGAGUCCCCCAGGCGGGGUCCUGGGGGGGGCCAGAGGGUCCUGCCCCCCAACUCCGCAGUCAGACGGGACUCUCAGCCAGCCAGUAAAACAGAAGCUUUAUUUGACGACAGGAACGUGGUCUAACACAGAGCUUGUAGGUGCAGAGAACAGGACCCCUCAGCCCGGGUCCAUUUUGGGGGGCAGUGAGCCAGACAACCAUGUCUGCACUUCACUCCUCGUCCCCAGCCAGCCCCCAACUGACUCCCCCUCCAGCCCCUCCUCCUCUGGGCUUUGUCCCUGUCCCGGGCCAGGAGGUCACCGGAUUCCUUUGUUCUACAACCCUUUAGCUCUCACCUUGCAGGGGGGAAGGGCCAGGCCAUCAGGUGCCAGGAGACAGAGUGUCGGCCAUUUAUGUACCCUGGUCCUGUGCUCUGCAACAAUUACCCGCCCUUAUCCCACCACCUAGAGACUUGGUCAAGGCAGGUGUAAGUGCAGAGGGUCUGGUUACCUUUCCUUGGCUGAUGGAGGGCAGGGACAUGGGCAAACGUAACAACGGCCAUACUGGGUCAGACCAAAGGUCCAUCUAUCCCAGUAUCCUGUCUUCCAACAGUGGCCAAUGCCAAGUGCCCCAGAGGGAAUGAACAGAACCAGCAAGUGAUCCAUCCCCUGUCACCCAUUCCCAGCUCCUGGCAAACAGAGGCUAGUGACACCAUCCCUGUCCAUCCUGGCUAAUAGCCAUUGAUGGCCCUAUCCUCCAUGAAUUUAUCUAGUUCUUUUUUGAACCCCAUUAUAGUUUUGGUCUUCACAACAUCCUCUGGCAAGGAGUUCCACAGGUUGACUGUGUUGUGUGAAGAAAUACUUCCUUGUUUGAUUUAAACCUGCUGCCUAUUAACUUCAUUUGGUGACCCCUGGUUCUUGUGUUUGAGGAGUAAAUAACACUCCCUUAUUUACUUUCUCCACACCAGUCAUGAUUUUAUAGACCUCAAUCAUAUCUCCGCUGAGUCGUCUCUUUACCAAGCUGAAAAGUCCCAGUCUUAUUAAUCCCUCCUCAUACAGAAGCUGUUCCAUGCCCCUAGUCAUUUUUGUUGCCCCUUUCUGAACCUUUUCCAAUUCCAAUAUAUCUUUUUAGAGAUAGGGAGACCACAUCUGCAUGCAGGAUUCAAGCUGUGGGCAAACCAUGGAUUUAGAGAGAGGCAAUGUGCUAUUUUCUGUCUUAUCUAUCCCUUUCUUGAUGAGUCAGUUGGCUUUUUUUUUUUUGACUGCCCUUUUUUAAAAAUUGGCCUCACAUUAGCUAUCCUCCAGUCAUCUGGUGCAGAAGCUGAUUUAAAUGAUCGGUUACAGGCGACAGUUACUAGUUCUGCAGUGUCACAUUUGAGUUCCUUCAGAACUCUUGGGUGAUACCAUCUGGUCCUGGUAACUUUACUGUUUAGUUUAUCAAUUUGUUCCAAAACCUCCUCUAUUGACACCUCAGUCUGGGACAGUUCCUCACAUCUGUCACCUAAAAAGAAUGGCUCAGGUUUGGGAAUCUCCCUCACAUCCUCAGCCCUGAAGACCAAUGCAGAGAAUUCAUUUAGUUUCUCUGCAAUGGCCUUAUCAUCCUUGAGUGCUCCUUUAGCAUCUUAAUUGGCCAGUGACACCCCCCCCCCCCCAGUUGGUUUGUAGGCUUCCUGCUUCUGAUAGACUUAAAAAAAUUUUGCUAUUACUUUUGGAGUCUUUGGCUAGCUGUUCUUCAAAUUCUUUUUUGGCCUUCUUAAUUCUAUUUUUACCCUUCACUUGCCAGAGUUUAUGCUCCUAUUUUCCUUACUAGGAUUUAACUUCCACUUUUUAAAGGACGCCUUUUGCCUCUCACUGCUUCUUUUACUUUGUUGUUUAGCCAUGGUGGCUCUUCUGAGGUUCUCUCACUGUUUUUCAAUUUGGGGAAAACAUUUAAAUUGAGCCUCUAUUACGGUGCCUUUCAAAUUUCCACGCAGCUUGCAGGGAUUUCACUUUCGGCGCUGGACCUUUUAAUUUCUGUUUAACCGCAUUUUUGUGUCGUUCCCCUUCCUGAACUUAAAUGCUACAAAGCCUGAGCCUAGCAAAGUCAGUGGCAAAUGGGCACCAGCUGGCGCUGCCAAACACCCUGGGUGGAUGACAGUUGAUGCGCAGUGCACGUGGGCCCUGUGCUGGCCAGCUGAGGGAACUACUCACCAGCACCUCCGAGCACAGACCCUACGAUUCCAAAAGAUGAAAGCCCUAAGCCAGGCACGUUCACUGCCUUUUAGCCCAGGGCAGGGCAGGGCAGGGCACUUCCAGCCAUAUGGCCCUGCAGGGAAGUGUCAAGGAGAAGAGCGAUAGAUUUGCUGCUUGGGUAGUAUUUAAUUGUGGCUCAUUCAGCCACGAUGGCCUAGCAUAUAAACCUUUACCAGGCUCCUUUGAGCAGUUCCAGGCUGCUGUAUUGUUAACUAGAUCUCUGGCUGCAGGAGAGAACCUUGCUCACCAAUACGCAGCACGGGAAGCUCACCUGGUGCUUAUGAGUCUCGCACCGCAGCUCGCUUUGACUAGCCGGAUGGUACAGCGCAGCGGCCUUGAAGGCGCGCUGCUUUUACACAACGGACACCAGAAGGCAAUGAAAUGGCGGUCACGCUCAGUCACCGUGCUCAGAAGCUCGCUGCGGUGCAAUAAAAAAAAAAAAAAAAAAGCACCUUGACUCUGAUCCUCUUUGGUCGUUUACUUAUUAAGUCAUAAAAUCCAGCAAUUCCCACCAGACCUGGCCUGCAUUAGUGCGAAGUAGGGAGGCUGUAGGGUAAUUUCAAAGGUACUACCUAGGAUUACAGCGAGAUCACAGCAAUGCAGCCAGGUUAGCGAAUGCUACUGUGCCAAUCAGCGUGCAAGGGAGAAGCGAAUUCUCUUCCUCGAGUAGCAGGAGCCAAGGUGGUUGGAGAAGAGGGUUAAGCUGGGAUUAAGUCUUGUGACUAAAGCACAGAAAAUUAAAUAUCACGUCACUUGGCACAGUCCCUUCCCCCCGGUUACUACAAUCCGCCUUCGCUGGUACUACCCUUUAAGGGUAACGGGGUCUUGCUGCCCGUUGAAGCACGCGGACAGAUCCUACGGUUACCGGGAUUUCGGAGCCGGGGCCAGUCCCGCUCCUCGCCAGAGGCGUCCAGACUGGUUCAACAGCCAGAGACACGAGGCACAAAACCGACAUUUUAAUUUUUUAAUUUAUUUUUUUGUUUUUUUCGUUUGUCUUGUUCUCGAGAUGGCUACAACACCAGACGGAACAGCAUGCGCUCAAUUCUAACGCCUGCACAGGGUCUCAGGUCUUGUCAAUGUAAGAUUCCCCAGGGAGUCGUUUCCAAAUCUGUUGAGUAAAAUAGUCAGCCCCGUCACUGCGACCUCGAGAGCCCUUCUCCUCUCUCCCCCUCACAGUAAAAAACCCAAAGAAAACCAAAUU